Messenger RNA from Propithecus coquereli (Coquerel's sifaka), 1583 nucleotides. It is a transcript of the gene EVA1A, whose product is annotated as eva-1 homolog A (C. elegans). The transcript is spliced from 3 exons. The record is from RefSeq and is a predicted model, not a curated record. Bases 247 to 666 code for a protein of 139 amino acids. Lineage: Eukaryota; Metazoa; Chordata; Mammalia; Primates; Indriidae.
UUCUUUUUUCUUUCAGAGUCAGAGAAGCCAACUGGAGCCAACCAAGUUUUAGAACCUCUACUGGCUGAUACCAACAUCAUCAGGGAUGAACCGUUCUUCCCAGAAACUUCUCUGCUUCUGAUGGCACAGCUCUCCCCAGAAGAGAAGAGAGGGAGAGUGUCCACGUUGAUUCAGCCGAAGCAUCUCUAGGUCUCCUCUGGAUGCUACACAAGGCUGCCCCUCAGCCCCAGCACAGAGCACGUGGAGAUGGCUUUGCUCAGCAACAUCCUAGCGGCCUAUUCCUUUGUUGCGGAAAACCCUGAGCGGGCAGCUCUGUACUUUGUGUCUGGCGUGUGCAUCGGGCUGGUGCUGACCCUGGCAGCCUUGGUGAUGAGGAUCUCUUGCCACACAGACUGCCGGCGGCGUCGAGGGAAGAAGUUCCUGCAGGACCCAGAGAGCAGCAGCGACACCAGCGACAGCGAGGACGGCAGCUCAGACACGGCGUCGGAUCUCUCAGUGCGGAGACACCGCCGCUUCGAGAGGACUUUGAACAAGAACGUGUUCACCUCGGCGGAGGAGCUGGAGCGCGCCCAGAGGCUGGAGGAGCGCGAGCGCAUCAUCAGGGAGAUCUGGAUGAACGGCCAGCCCGAGGUGCCUGGGACCAGGAGCCUGAACCGCUACUACUAGGGAAGCAGCCAGAACCCCGGAAACUGCUGGAAGCCGCCUGGAAGGGGGAGGCUUCGCAGGGACUGUGGGCACAAGGACCUGAACCCAGCUGUGCUAAGAUGAUGGCUGCAGAGAAAAGCAAGACAUGCCCUUUUUCUAGCAAGGAGGACUGAUUUCUCCUUUUUGACUGAAUCUAUGGAAACAUAGAAAAACCAAGUCUGUUCAUCAACCUUUCCAGGUCUUGGAAUGGUGCUGAAAACCCCUCUCCAACAGUGUGGAUGGAGAUUGGAGAAACAGGACUAUGGUUUCUCUCGAUUUCUGAGGAUCUCAGAAGUUUCUGCAGACUUCAUUGCUAUGUGUUAUUCCUUUACGAAAGGAAAGAUUGGCAUAGCAUGAAGGCUGAGAAUAGCAGGGUAAACCUAACACAGUAAAUGCAAUUUUCUAAAUGACUCCACGCUAUGGAGGUGAUGCUGAUUUAGACUGCAUGAUCCAUGCUUAUUAUUUAAGGCUGGUUUUUUACAUCUUGUGUUGCAAUGGCAACCUCGUCCAUUUUAACUGGCACCUCAGGGAUUAAAAUCCUAUUUGUUAGUAUAGUUCCCACCUCAUUCAUGAAAAUGAAUAGAAUUAUUGUAUUAUAGGAGAUGUGUCAGUGAACUAGAAAAUGUCAAUAACCUCAAAGGAUGAAGGGUUUUUUAUUUUAAAUAGUUUAUAAGAUAUAUAUUGACAUGCAUAUUUGAAAAUGCUGCAAAAGAAUAAACGUUGUGUGUUUCCCCUCUCUUUGAAGAGAAGAAUGUUUUAUUAUGAUUCUAGACAAUCAUGAUUUUAAACAUUUUGUUUAAAAAAAAAGUUUGUAUUUCCAAGAAAAGAAUGGAAAUGGGAGGUGAGAGUUAAAGCCAAAAUUAGGAUGAGAUUAAAAAAUAAAUGUUACAUAAAAUCUU